Molecule: messenger RNA, 642 nt
Organism: Wallemia ichthyophaga EXF-994
Lineage: Eukaryota; Fungi; Basidiomycota; Wallemiomycetes; Wallemiales; Wallemiaceae
Product: golgi family reassembly-stacking protein 2
Exons: 4
Coding region: 1-642 (213 amino acids)
Biological process (GO): Golgi organization
Cellular component (GO): Golgi apparatus
Molecular function (GO): protein binding
Source: RefSeq, a predicted model, not a curated record
AUGGGAAAUCAAUCGAGCUCAAUUGAACAGACUUGGUUUCAUGUUGUCCGUGUUAGGAGUAACUCACCCGCGUUUAAAGCAUCAAUUGAGCCUUUCUUCGAUUUCAUUACGUGCGCUAAGCCUGAGGCAGCCGACGGAGAGGAAUUGGCAGAUAAACCUUUGCAGGAUAUCGUGCAGGAGCAUAAGGAUAGACGUGUGAAUAUUACAAUCUGGUCAUCGAAGAGACAGACGUUUAGAGACGUAUCGAUAGUCCCUUCAAUAGAAUGGAAUGAAAUUGAUGACAGUUUGCUCGGUUUAACUUUGAGAGCAUGUGACGCAAACAGGGCAAUGUCUAGUGCACUUGAUAAUGUUUGGCAUAUACUCGAAGUUAUCACGGGAAGUCCUGCAGAAUCAGCUGGUCUGGUUCCAUACGGUGAUUGGGUUAUUGGAUGGCCAGGUGGUGUACUCAGACAAGAAAAUGAUUUCUAUGAUUUGGUGGAAAUGCACACAGAUAAACCUUUAAGGCUUUAUGUCUACUCAUUCGAUUUCGAUACUCUGCGUGAGGUAGUUCUAGUACCCAACAGGCAAUGGGGAGGGGAAGGUUUAUUGGGAUGCGGCGUUGGAUUCGGAUUACUCCACCAAAUACCAGUGAGACAAGAUUAA